Branchiostoma belcheri (Belcher's lancelet) is the source of this 1778-nucleotide messenger RNA. RefSeq lists its product as uncharacterized. The record is from RefSeq and is a predicted model, not a curated record. The transcript is spliced from 3 exons. Lineage: Eukaryota; Metazoa; Chordata; Leptocardii; Amphioxiformes; Branchiostomatidae. Gene Ontology annotation, molecular function: protein binding; [protein-PII] uridylyltransferase activity. The coding region runs from base 159 to 1778 and encodes 539 amino acids.
UAGCAGCUGCCUUGAAGCUUGUUCACGAUCGCAGUAAAUCCAAGAAGGCUAAAGAGGCCGGCUGUCUGUGCAGGUUGGGUGACGUCUACGUCGAGCGAGGUAAGCGGACAGGAGAAGGUAGAAAAUUCACACAGGCGGCAGCUCUGUAUAACGCCUCCAUGGCCAGAACAGAUGCGGACAAACAUAACAUGGUUACAAAACUGCAGGAAACAGAAAGGCAGUUUCUUAGAAACACCUGUAAGCUUGACUGUGAACCGUGCCCGUAUAGUAGCGCGUUAGAUCACAGAAAGGAACUGUACAACUCACGUGCCUGUGCAAAAUCUCAGCUCGAAACAUUUCAUCAGGAGCACAACCCUUAUCAGUAUGAUGAAGACGAUCCCGUCGUGAGAGAGGUAGAGAUCAAACGAGCUGAAGCAAUCAAGGACUUGUUCAAGAGCAUCACAGUUGAAAGACGAGAGUUUAUCCAAACAUUGACAGAUGAAUGCAUGGCCAAACUCGGACCUCCUCCCUGUAAGUACGCUUUCAUCGGGAUGGGGUCACAGGCCACAGAACUGGUGACGCCGUACUCCGACCUAGAGUUCGCCAUUCUAAUUGAGGAGGGGAAGGGUGAUGAUAAUGCACGGAGGUACUUCCUAAAUCUCACACACUACUUACAUCUAAAAGUCAUUAACCUUGGGGAAACCAUCCUCCCAGCCAUGGCCAUCCCGUCACUCAACGACUUUCUCUCAGAAGACCCAGAGAAAGAAUGGUUCUUCGACUCCGUCACACCUCGCGGCUUCGCCUUCGACGGCUUUAUGCCAUGGGCUUCGAAGACUCCGUUUGGAAGAGACGAAACCAAACGCAAACCUCCAGUUAGUCUCGUCCAGACUCCCGCCAAAUUGGCCGAAUAUCAGCAUCUGCAAAUCGCCCUAGCGGAAGGCUAUCACCUGUCAGAUAUUCUCAGACGGGUAACCUACUUAACAGGAGAUGCGUCUUUGGUGAAUGAUUAUACUAGCAGAGUCAAUGAAACCUUAGAGCGUUCCCCUGUAAUGUCAAGGUUGACAGUUUCAUUUGAAGAUGAUAUUCAGCAGAUGUCGUCCUCAAAUAUUGAACUAACAGGGAAACUGCUAAAUGUCAAGAAGGAAAUUUACCGUUUUCCCAGCGUGGCCGUUGAUGUGUUAAGUAUUUGCUGUGGUAUUACGAUCCCCAGUGUGUGGGGAACAAUAGAAGAGUUACACAAGACACAACGGAUCAGUCUCGAAGAUGCCCACCACUUGACUGUACUGAUCAGCAUCUCAGCGGAGCUACGGUUAAGAACGUACAUUGCCAACGGAGGACAGAAUGACAGACUGUCUCCUCUCACGGAGAUGAAAGUCCAACUGGACAAACAUGACGUAGAUGACACCUUCGUCCAGUCAGUGUUUUACAUACCAGAUUCUAAAAUGUUGUUCAGGUACUACUAUACUUCCAUUCCAUUAAAAAGAUGCAUUAAAGAUACAGUCACAAACACAAAUGCGACGUCCAAGAUAUUCAAAACAGCCAUCUUUGACACCUCAUCUCAAACAAGGGGUCAAAUAGCCGAGGAGGUGUUGCAGUUAGACGCAUCUGAACGUCACUUGGAGGCAGCACUGGAAGAGGCGGAUGGUGAUGAGGAAAAGCAGCUGGAAUUACUUUUUGAACUAGGCAUUGUCUCUUACGGACGUGGUGACUUUAAGAAAGCGAUCAGCUACUACGAACGGGCAAGGGCCAUUGAAGAUACUAUUUCUGUAGGCACCCAAAUGCGUCGAUACUUGCUGUAA